GUUUAAAUAAAAAAAAAAAGAAAAAAAGAAAAAAAGGUCAAAGGUCAAAUUUCUCCGGCUUCUUCCCUCUCCGUCUUUAAAUUAAACCCAGAGGCUUUAGAAGAAGAAGAAGAAGAAAUAAAGGAGAGAGGAAAAUCGAAAGGAAAAUGUGUGGGAUUUUCGCGUACUUGAAUUACAACGUGAACAGAGAGAGGCGAUACAUUCUUCAAGUUCUGUUCAAUGGCCUGAGGCGAUUGGAGUAUCGGGGCUAUGAUUCCUCUGGGAUUUCCAUUGACGAUUCCUCCGAUCCAAACACUCCUCAACCGUCGUCUUCCAGCUCUGUCUCUGUUCCGCUCGUUUUUCGCCAGGAGGGAAACAUCGAAUCCCUCGUCAAAUCAGUCUACCAAGAGGUUGAUGAAAAGGAAAUUAAUUUGGAGGAGUCUUUUUCUAUACAUGCCGGAAUAGCGCACACCCGUUGGGCCACUCAUGGGGAGCCAGCCCCAAGAAAUAGCCAUCCCCAGACUUCCGGUCCUGGAAAUGAAUUCUUGGUUGUUCACAAUGGAAUUAUCACUAAUUAUGAGGUCCUAAAGGAAACACUAGUUCGACAUGGGUUCACAUUUGAAUCUGAAACAGACACUGAAAUAAUUCCAAAACUUGCUAAAUAUGUCUUUGACAAGGCAAAGGAAGAAGCUGACCAGACUGUCACAUUUAGUCAAGUUGUGCUUGAAGUUAUGAGGCAUCUUGAAGGAGCCUAUGCACUUAUUUUCAAAAGCCGGCAUUAUCCAAAUGAGUUGAUUGCUUGCAAACGUGGCAGUCCAUUGCUUCUUGGUGUUAAAGAACUUACAGAAGAUGUAACCAAUGGAUCCGCAUUUCAUAAUGAUAACUUCCUUUCAAAGAAGGGACAUCCUAAAGAACUCUUCUUAUCUAGUGAUGCCAAUGCUGUAGUUGAGCACACAAAAAAGGUUUUGGUUAUUGAGGAUGGUGAAGUGGUUCAUCUCAAGGAUGGAGCUGUGUCAAUCCUAAAGUUCGAUAAAGACAAGGGAAAGCAUGGCGGUGCCCUUUCAAGAGUUGCAUCCGUUCAACGUGCAUUGUCCAUUCUUGAGAUGGAGGUUGAGCAAAUCAACAAAGGAAAAUAUGAACAUUAUAUGCAGAAAGAAAUUCAUGAACAACCAGAAUCUCUUACGACCACAAUGAGGGGGAGGCUCAUACGUAGAGGUUCCUGUAAAUCCAAGACUGUCCUUCUUGGUGGUCUGAAGGAUCAUUUUAAAACAAUCAGGCGAAGCCGACGGAUUCUUUUUAUCGGUUGUGGAACAAGCUACAAUGCUGCUUUAGCUGCUAGACCCAUCUUGGAAGAACUUUCCGGUCUCCCUGUUACCAUGGAAAUCGCUAGUGACUUAUUGGAUCGGCAGGGUCCGAUAUACCGAGAAGAUACAGCUGUCUUUGUCAGUCAAUCUGGUGAAACAGCAGAUACUCUGCAGGCAUUGGACUAUGCUUUGGAAAACGGCGCCUUAUGUGUUGGCAUCACAAAUACUGUUGGUAGUGCAAUAGCCAGGAAUACACACUGUGGUGUGCAUAUUAAUGCUGGUUGUGAGAUUGGUGUUGCUAGUACUAAGGCAUACACAAGUCAAAUAGUUGCGAUGGCAAUGUUAGCACUAGCAAUAGGCGGUGACACAAUUUCAAAUCAAGCAAGAAGAGAUGCUAUAAUAGAUGGUCUAUAUGACUUGCCAAACAAAGUCAGGGAGGUCCUGAAGCUUGACCAGGAGAUGAAAGAUCUUGCACAACUAUUAAUUGCCGAGCAGUCGCUUCUUGUUUUUGGGAGAGGAUACAACUACGCAACAGCCCUGGAGGGUGCUUUGAAAGUAAAGGAAGUGGCACUUAUGCAUAGUGAAGGAAUACUCGCCGGCGAAAUGAAACAUGGCCCUUUGGCUUUGGUUGAUGAAAAUCUCCCUAUUGUUGUCAUAGCUACCCGUGACUCUUGCUUCAGCAAGCAACAGUCGGUCAUUCAGCAACUUCAUGCUCGCAAAGGCCGCUUGAUAGUGAUGUGUUCACAAGGAGAUGCUGCAUCCGUGAGCCUUGGUGGAUCUUGUCGAGUAAUUGAAGUUCCGCUGGUCGAGGAUUGUCUUCAACCGGUAGUUAAUAUAGUUCCAUUACAGUUGUUGGCAUAUCAUCUUACCGUCUUGAGAGGUUUCAACGUCGAUCAGCCCCGCAAUCUUGCUAAGAGUGUUACGACGCAAUAGAGAAGAAGUUUCAUGGGCAAAAGGAAAACUGAUCUGACUCUCAUAAAUUACAAAGCUCCACCUUCGGAUGGUGGCUUUUUUCACUUGGUAAUGUUGCUUUAAACAUUAUUAUGCUGAAGAUUGUACCUCACUCCCAACUCUUGAUUCUUGACCUUUUGAGCCACUGUAUAUUAUCUUAGGCACAUUACUAACCCUCUGUUUCUCCUCCUCUUCAGACUGAGGCUAUGGACCUAUGGUAUAAUAUGUAUUGUGUUUGAUUAUAUGAUUAUUAUUUUUACACUCGAUCUAUUUGAAAA
Molecule: messenger RNA, 2512 nt
Organism: Morus notabilis
Lineage: Eukaryota; Viridiplantae; Streptophyta; Magnoliopsida; Rosales; Moraceae
Product: glutamine--fructose-6-phosphate aminotransferase [isomerizing] 2
Exons: 11
Coding region: 147-2216 (689 amino acids)
Biological process (GO): protein N-linked glycosylation; fructose 6-phosphate metabolic process; UDP-N-acetylglucosamine metabolic process
Molecular function (GO): carbohydrate derivative binding; L-glutamine:D-fructose-6-phosphate transaminase (isomerizing) activity
Source: RefSeq, a predicted model, not a curated record